CGGAGCGGUCUCGGAGUGCUGCUGCUGGAGCUCUGUUCUGGCCUUGUUCCCUCAGCCCUUCCUGCCAGAUUUUAAUGUUUUUAUGAUAUGGAAGAAUCAUCUUGGAAGCUGUUCAAGUAAACAUAUAUAUAUAAUCUACAGUUCAUUCUCCAGAGUUAAAAGUUUAUGCAGCUUAAAAAGCUGCCUAUUGGCCAUCAUGAGUUCAUCCUCUCCAGUAAACCACUCUGUCACAGAAGCUAGAAGCUUACAUAAUGGCGAAUGUGAGUUACUACAGAAGAGCAGUGAAUCGGAAUCAGAUGCUGUUUUGGUUCUGAGAUGGAGACUUCUUCAAGCUAAAAAGGAAAAUUUGGAUUUAACUAUUCAACACAAUCAAGAAGUGUCCAACUAUGAAAAACAGAUAAUCAAACUGCGGUCAGAAUUUGAGAGAGGAGAGGCCAUUCGACAAAGCUUGGAGUAUGAAUUGGCAGUUACCAGAAAAGGUGCCCAUCUGAAAAUGUGUACUGCAGAAGAAGAAUUAAGUGAUGCAAAAAACAAACUUGUGGAGUUGCAAGUAUUCAAUGAAAACCUUCAGCAGAAAGUGACAGAGACUGAGAAAACGUUUCAUAAUGCUCAACAGAAGUGGGAAGAAGAACAGCAAAGACUUACAAGGGCGAAGGAUGAUAUCAGCAGAAUUUAUAACAAUGAAUAUGUAUUCCUUCUUAAGGAAAGAAAUGAAGUAGAAGCAAUUUUACUGGAGCUGAAUAAUGAACUGCGAAAUACACGCAAGAAAUUGAGAGAUGUGGAGGUGGAACACAGUAGCUGUAAUGAGGUGCUGAGAUGCCAGGCCAAUGAACUUAAAUGCAGCACUGAACGAGAGAAGAAACUUAAAAAGGAACUUGAAGCAGCUGCAGCAAGAGCAAAGAAACUUGAAGAAAACAUUGAAGCAGAGAGAGCAGCACAUUUAGCAUCCAAUUUCACUUCAGAGAUCAUCCAGUUAAGAAUUCGAGAACUUGAAGAAGCUGUGCACGUGGAAGAGGACAGACGAGAAGAAGCUCUUUCAGACUUAGAAAUGAUCAAGAAAGAGUUCAAAAGGUUAGAAUCUGCAUAUGAGAUGGAAAAACGCAAUGCCCAAGAGAACUUGGAAAAGCUCAAUGUAUUAGAAAGAGAGUGUUUCUCCUCAAACAAUCAAAUGAAAGAAGUGAUUGAAGAAAAGGAGAAGGUAAUUAUAGACCUCUCUGCAAGACUCAGGAAUGCUGAAGAAAGCUGCAGAGAAUUACAGAGUGAACUUGCAAUGGCCAAGAAACACCAGGUCUAUCUAACAGAGACGUAUGAAAACAACAUGAGAGAGCUGGAGUUACUCUUGGACAGCUUUGCUAUGUCAGGCCAGCGGACAGCAGGCACUUGUGAGGACAAAGAUAAACCUCUGAGCUGCUCUGUCAUUGAGACUUUGAGGUGUACCUUGACAGCUUACCAGAACAAGCUGGAAGAUAUGUCUAAUGAGAGUAGUCACUGUGCCUCUUUGGAACAUUACUGCUUUUUACAGUAUCUUGAGAAAACAACGGCCUUGUGUAAAAAGGGGACAAAUGAACUUGAAGUAUCUGAGGAGAAAAUGUGUGCUUUAAGACAAGACCUUAAGGAAGCUCAGGAUAGCUUGGCUGAUGCCAAUAAAGAGUUAAAUCAUCUGCACGCUAAGUGUGCAGACAGAGAGACUUUAAUAGAAACUUUAAAAAUGGAACUACAGGAUGUUCAGCAAUGCUGGGAGAAAGAGCAAGUACGUGCCACAGAAUCUGAGAAUGAAAUCCAGAAGCUUACCAGGGCUUACCAGAAGGAUAUGGAGGAGAAACUAACCUUCCUUCAUAGAUUAUACCAGCAUUUGAUAGCAGGCUGUGUGCUUAUAAAACAACCAGAAGGCAUCCUAGAUAGAUUCUCUUGGCCUGAGCUUUGUGUAGUCUUGCAGGAGAAUGUUGAUGCCCUGAUCUCAGACCUCAACAGGGCUAAUGAGAAGAUAUCUCACCUGGAAUAUGUUUGUAAAAACAAGUCCAAUACUAUGAAGGAGCUUCAGCAGAGCCAGGAAGAUGCUUUUAACAAAAUGGCUGAACAGAUGAAAGCACAGGAAAGCUGUUGGCAGAAUGAAAAAAAGUAUCUGGAACAGCAGUACUCAGGUCUCCUUGGGGAAGUUCAUGCAAGGGCACAGGAAUACCAAGAAACAGCAGAGAAAAAUAAGGAAAAAAUUUAUGUCCUUGAAAAAAGUCAAGAAAAAUUGGCUCUUGAAACCAUCUCUGUAAAAAAGAUGUUAACACAGUUUCAGAAGGAGCAUUCCUCGCUCUUGGCAGCCUGUGCACUAUUGGCAGGUGCCCUGUAUCCUCUGUAUGGCCGAUUGUGUGCUAUGUCUUCCCAAAGAAAUCUCCUUCAGGAUCAGGUCAACAUUUAUGAAUUAGCGAACCAGAAGAUUAGGACUCUAAUUCAUGCUCUCUCUGAUGACAAGGAAAACAGUCAAGAUGAAGCAAAACUAAAGAAAAGAAAAUCCCAAGGCCUGAUUUAUGUAUUCCGAAGAGCUGUGAUUGCAGUUUUGGCAGCCAACAGACUUAAAGUCCUAGCACAGUCUUGUAGUACCCUCUUCACCUGGACAAAUGGCUUAAAAGAAGGCAUUGGAAUUCCAGUUUAUGUAGGAGAAUCCAAAGGCAAGCGUAAUCUGUCAAGUUGUGAAGAGGAAGAGCUUGACUGUGUGGAAGCACUCAGCUGGUUUGCUAGUUCCAACCUCCUUGCUGCAAUAAUCAGUUCCGUUGCUGAGUUGCAGGAUGUCGUUAACAAACCAGGUACGAAGUCCUGGCUUUCUGGAAAGUUACUUUUAAGUGCAGCCAAGAAUUCAUUUUCAAAACUUAUGAACAAGCUGGAUGUUAUAAUGGAGGCGGUUCCAUUAGACCACAGCAAGUACUUUACUUAUCUGGAGAAAGACUCCUUGGUACAGAGCCUGGCUCAUGGACUUAAUAAAAUAAAUACCCAGGCCCUGGAAGCUGGAUUGUGUGACAGAGUAUCCAGUAUGAAAAACAUAGAAUCCUUGCAGAAGCAAAUAAUUGAAUUUACAGAAAGACUUCAUACAGCAGAAGUGGAACGUCGCUCACUGCGCCUACAACUUACAGAACUCAAAUCAGAUUUCAGUGAGGUGAAAAAAGAAGCAGACAAAGCACAGAGCCUGCAGGAGCAAUCAAAUAUGCUUAAGCAAAAAUUAUUCACCCAUGAGAGGUUUGAAAGUGUAUGUGAAGAAUUAAAUAAUGCAUUACAUCGGGAGCAUCAGGCACAAUUGCUUUUGAAUGAACAAGCACAACAGCUACAGGAGUUAAAUAAUAAACUAGAAUUGCAAUCCAGUGAAGAAGCAGAUAAAACUCAAGUCUUAAGUGAAUCUGUAAAGAGUCUCUCCGAGGCAACGAUGGAGCUGAGAAGAAGAGAUCGAUUUCUGCGUCAGCAAAAUAGACUUCUUACCCAGCUGGAGCAGGACAAGCGUCGACUGAGCGAGAGCAUCCGUGAUGCAGAGAGUGCCCUCUGCACGGCAGCAAAAGACAGAGAAUUGAUCAUUAGUCAUAUGAAAGCUGUGGAAGACACUCUUCAUAAGGUCAGAGAUCAGGCCUUGCUGCCAUGUACUGCAGCAGCCACGAAUGACUUCACCCUGGAGCUACCCAAACUGCACCUGGAGACCUUUUCAGAGGAAAGGCUGAAGGGCAGGCCAGAGGCUGCAGCAUUUCAGGCUGUGAUUCAAAGUUUCAUGGAAGUCUACCAACUUGUAGUUUCCAGAGUUGCAAUAUUAGUGAGAGAAACAGAAUCUCUUCAGCUUCACAUUGCAGCCCUAACGCCCAGGCUCCAAACAGCUAAUCUUCACGAAAGUGACCUUACAAAUGAAAACAAGGCGUAGUUCAAACAUCAGCAUGGCUCCAAGCUAGAAAUUCAGCCUGACCAGAGUUCUAUCCCAGACUUUUUGGCAUUGCAAGCUGAACCUGACACAUCCUACAGUGUUAUGCAAAACAGAGACAGUUCUCUGUCUUCAAUCUGUUUCUUCAGCCCGGAUGUCACAUCCAAUCCUAGAAGAACAAUGGAAAAUGGAUUUUCGGAUUCUUAGUAUCA
Ficedula albicollis (Collared flycatcher) is the source of this 4095-nucleotide messenger RNA. RefSeq names its product coiled-coil domain containing 171 (gene CCDC171). The coding region runs from base 83 to 3886 and encodes 1267 amino acids. The transcript has 26 exons. Lineage: Eukaryota; Metazoa; Chordata; Aves; Passeriformes; Muscicapidae. The record is from RefSeq and is a predicted model, not a curated record.